CCUAGAAGAUUUCCCUGUGGGAAGUCAAGUGCAGUCGCGACCAGUCUCUGCAUCAGGAUUAGCAGCAGCCCGGGGAGUCGAUACGCCAAGGGCUCGUCGCGGACGUGUCUCGGGGCCGUCGAUAGUGACCGCGCCGCGAGGAGAGAGGGUUGUGGUUGGGGGCUGGGGGGUUGCGCUGCGCUGCGGGCUGCGUCGUCUGCUACUGCAGAGGGGGCCGCGAAUGUGGGUCACUUUUAAUUCCUUGCUGUGCGAGCCUGCCGCGGGGGCUUUGGGGAAGAGCUCCGCCGCCUUGGCUUUGGCGGGCGUGAGUUGAAGGCCGCGGUGACGUACCGGGCCGACCCGAAAGCAAACGCAGCCAACCGCAGUCCGUCGCUGCUCGACGCAGAGAGGUGUCGUUACAUAACCUGCAGCCCGCCUGGACUUUGUCUUAUCAUUUUAAGCGUCGCGAGACCUCCGCGCCCAGUGUCAGGACGGCACUGUGUCGUCGGAGCAUUCCUAGACUGUCGCUGUUCACGUAGCUGAGUUUCUACAGCCAUGGCUGUUCAAAUAUUUGAUGACAGCCAUUUGGCCAUCUGUGCUAUAAUCACAGUGGCAAUGCAGCUCAUUUUCUUCACCAUUGCUGCAACUUUUCAGUUUGAUAAAGUUACAGACUUUGCUGGUGGUGUGAACUUCAUCAUCCUUGCAGUUGUCACAUUGUGUCUUGGACAGACUUAUGACAGUCGACAGGUUAUGGUCACGUUUUAUAUAUGCUUGUGGGGAGCACGUCUUUCAGGUUACUUACUUUAUCGAAUCAUAAUCAUAGGACGAGAUAAAAGGUUUGAUGACAGGCGCAGUAACAUUAUCCGUUUUGCAGUAUUUUGGACCUUUCAGGCAAUUUGGGUGUUUGUUGUCAGCUUGCCAGUUAUUUUCAUAAACGCCCCUCACAAUGCUAUCCCCAAAACCGCCAAGACUAUGACUCAACUGGAUUCGGCAGGGUCAGGUCUGUUUAUUAUUGGUCUUUUGACAGAGACAUUUUCAGAUCUCCAGAAAUUCCAAUUCCGUCAGGAUCCUGCCAAUAAGGGGAAAUGGUGCAAUGAUGGAUUGUGGGCAUGGUCACGUCACCCUAACUACUUUGGAGAAAUUGUUCUGUGGUGGGGAAUUUUCAUAAUUUCCAUAAAUUGCAUAAAAGGUGCUGAAUGGGUGGCAGUCCUGUCCCCUAUUUUCACAUCCCUGAUUUUGCUGUUCCUGUCUGGUAUUCCACUCCUGGAAAGAUCAUCAGAUGAAAAGUUCAGAGAUAAUCCAGAGUACCGGUACUAUAAGAAGUCUACCUCUCCCCUUAUACCAAUGCCACCAGCUUUCUAUGUCGAGGUUCCAAGAUUUUUAAAGUUCAUAGUUUGCUGCGAAUUUCCCCUUUACAAUUCGCUGCAUCCCAAAGAACCAGUACCUGGAGCUAACAUUGGUACUAUUGGAGGCACCAUCGGGACCAUUGGAAGCAGCAAGGGAGCUACGGAGAUGUAGCUAAUAGCCAAAGUCAGUUCAGGUGACAGCAGAGGAGAGAAAGCGCAUGCUGUUUAAUUCCCUCUUUGAACUGGCUUUUAAAACUAAAAUUUUCAAAUGUAGUUGAAAUGACAACACAUUUGUCUUACCUUUGUCUUAUGUCCAUUUUGAACCAAUUGGUGAAAUCAAGUUGAACACGCGUUCAAUUGAUUUUGAUUUGGUGUAAAGUUUUGUAUGCAAACUGUCACACGACUUUGUGCAGUACUGUUGCUUUUAACAAUUCAUCUCUAAAAUUAACAUCUUAUUUGCUCAAAAAGCCAUCUUGCUAAAUUUUUCAAUGGAAUUUGAAUUAAUUCCAUUCAGGAAUUGCAAGCCUUACACAAACAGUGGUGAAAAGUAUUCCAGUGCCAUUUAAUUGUUUGUGAUGAACAAGACCAAUAUAUCAGUAUCUCUGCAUUAAGUACUGUGAGUAUGCUUUGUAUUUAAACAAAGUACGAUUUGGCCCCACACGGUAUAAACACUUCCUUGAUGUUCAAGGACCAAGACACUGAUUCAAGGACGCCCCAUGUGUUUUUCCCUACCCCCUAGGUCCUUGGAUACCAAGGAGCUGUUUUUACCGUUCAGUUAUAAAACAUCACAAAGGAAAGAACUUCUCAAAUGUUAAUGUAUGUGCUCCCUAGAUGUGCCAGGUCUAUCUUUUCUGGCUGUCCAAAAAUAUACACUGUCUUGGUCAGGAUUGUCAUGUAUAUCAUAUUUAAUAAUAUGUAAAUAAUUGAUUUGUUUCAUUAAGCUCAUCAUGUUCAUUAUUGGUCACAAUUAUUUUCUUAUUCAUAAUAGGUAGAUGUACAAUAGCAAUUCUCAUGGCACAAGUUAAAUGCUCAGGCAUUAUUAGCAGUAGUCUAAAAACAUCAAAUUUAUAUUUUUGUGAAUUUUGAUCUCAUGCACUCUUGCACAAGACAUGUAAAUUCAUGUUACUUUUUACAACAUGUAAUGUAAUAAUGCAUUGUUAUUGUUUUAUGGGAUGUGUUUUGUUUCAUUUGUAUGGUGACAUUAUUCUUGCAUCUCUUUCUGUGUUCAUUUUAUUUGACUUGUAAAAGGUGAAAAAUGAAGUACUAUUAAUUGCAUUUAAAAAUACUGUGAUUGUUCUGAUUUGCUGCAUCAACAAUUGAUGUAAUGGGUGACUUCCUCCUUGUAUCUUCCCAUGUCAGAUUACCUUUGCGUUGUGAAUCUAAUGCUAAAACAUCAGCCUCUGUGUUAUUCAUUUCAACUUCAUAAAAUUUCUGGUUUUGUAACAUUUUAGUUAUGAAUUGGAUGAACACAAUGAGAAGAAUUACUAAGCCAAAGUAGGAAUUUUUUUGCACAUUCAACGUUCUGUCGGGCAUCAUUUGGUACUUGACCCAGUGGUAGUUGAACUUUGUUUGUACGCAUAUAACAUACAUUUUAGAUCAAAAAUUAUCUUGCCAUAUCAAUCCCUGAAUUUCUUUAAAAUGAUGUGUAAUGUAAUGCAAGAUCAAUUAACAAUGAAAGACACUAGUAAAAUCAAAUACAUAGACUAAUUUUACUUUAUCGUUCUUCCAAAUUUUUCUCAUAGCUAGCUCUAGUCCUAAUUUCAAAUUUCGAUGAACAUAAAAUGGUUUUACCAGGUAUUAGUUAUAGCGCUAGUAAAAUUCUAAAUGAGAAUUUAUUACAUAGCACAAAGUCUGGUCCUUUAGGCAGUGUAGCAUUUAGUAAUAUCAAGGGGCUACUUUUGUUUAGUCUACAUUUUCCAUAUUCCAUAAUAUUGUAAUAGCCAUUAGCAACAAUGUAGUUUGAAUACAAAAGAACAAAGUGAAUCCAAUUUUCCAUAAGAACUAACUAACUAUUCAAUGGCAAAAGACAUGCUGAAGACUUGAUUGAAAAUGUGUUGUGCUAUCAGAGACGAUACAAAAAUAAAGGGGACACAUGUGCAUGUUCUAAAGUAGUUAUGACAAUGGCAUUGUGCUGUUGUCAAGUCAAAAAUUUUGCUUCAAACUGGUUACUUAUAUGUUGAUGUUCAUGAUGUUUCUGAUAUCAUUGGUAUAAUAUUUACUGUCUUCAACUCAAAUACUGUAGCAGAAAAUUUGUUUUUAAAAUUAAUUAGUAGUUGCUAGAGGUUACCAAAACUGAAAGUUGAUUUCUUGUGUUGGAUUUUGGCUCAUUACUUUGUUGCGAAUGUGCCUUGUUGUUGGAUAUGAAAUGAAGUUAAGUUUGCAAAAUAUCUGUUCAUAUAUAUUGAGAGGUGUGGGACCAAUGUGUUUGUGGCGGUAAAUAUAUCUAAAUUUUCAGUGCAAGCUUUUUAUUUGCUUUGCUUUGACUAACACAGCUACUUUAUUGUAUCAAAUCUGCUUAUUCUCUUCAUGUUUUCCAAAUUUUGGGGGAUUAUUGUAUGACUUCUUUGAGCGUAAUGCUAAACUUCUGAUAAAUAUGUUUCGGAUUACUAAUAGGAUGGAAUCUUGAUUCUAAUCUUUUUCCAAACGUCUUAUUACUACCAAUGCACAUUUUAAUUUCCUGUACUAUUGAAGCGAUCUUAGUUUCAUUAUUUGACAUUGUUUAGAGUUCUUUCAAAUUCUGUAAACUAAGGAUAAAUACCCUCUAAAUAUGGUUACAAAUUAGAUAGGAUGAAAAUGAAGUAGGGUAUUCAGAAAUUGUGUUGCAACAUGUGAUGAUUUCGUGAGAUGAUCAAUAACUAUUCAAAUAUGUAAGGCUGUGUGUGAUAUCUUACUGGCUGGAUUUGAAAUGUGAAUGAAUUACCUAUGCACCCAGUAUUAGAAGUGUUUUUCUCAAUCUGUUGUGAGAUAGCCCUGUUUGUAUAUGUAUGAUACAAAUUAGUUAUCAGUAGAAGAGAAAAGCAGUGCAGUGAGAAGGCAACUGUGUGCUGGCGCACAGUGUCCUUCAACCCUAAACGUCCGAUAUUUUGUUUCUCCAGCCAUUGUUUCCGUUUUCACGGGUUGUGAUAUUUUAAAGCCUCAAGACAGAAGUAGGCCCUAUGUUAAUUGUUAAAUGGGCUGUUUGUUGUGAAGAGGGGUACAGCUGAUAUUCAUUUUCAAAUUGUUUAAAAGCAAUUUUUAAAUCAGACUAACACAGUACUAUCCACCUAUCUAGUUUUAACGCUGUAAUUAAUUCAGCCAGCAACCUAAUUUUAUUUUAGGGUAUUGUUUGUGCAAGUUUAAGUACCAAGCAUGUUGUCUUUCUUUACUUACACACCUUCAUGAAAGUAUUACUGGAGUUAAGAAAUAAACUGGUUUGAACAUUGUA
Messenger RNA from Frankliniella occidentalis (western flower thrips), 4749 nucleotides. RefSeq lists its product as uncharacterized. Bases 535 to 1497 code for a protein of 320 amino acids. The transcript is spliced from 6 exons. Gene Ontology annotation, molecular function: oxidoreductase activity, acting on the CH-CH group of donors. The record is from RefSeq and is a predicted model, not a curated record. Lineage: Eukaryota; Metazoa; Arthropoda; Insecta; Thysanoptera; Thripidae. Gene Ontology annotation, biological process: lipid metabolic process. Gene Ontology annotation, cellular component: membrane.